AUGGGGAAUUUUUCUCGUCAGAUGAGGAUUUCGUCAGCUCUGCUGAAGCGCCUGCAGUCGCGGCAGGGAGCUGCUGCUGCCGCCGGCGGGAAUGCGGGUGGCGCUAGGUUGUUUACCACAACGGAGGGACACCGCCCUACGAUAGUCCAUAAGCGGAGCCUGGAUAUUCUCCACGAUCCGUGGUUCAACAAGGGAACUGCAUUUUCGAUGACAGAGCGUGACCGUCUUCACCUUCGCGGCUUACUGCCUCCAAACGUCAUGUCUUCUGAACAACAGAUUGAACGUUUUAUGGCGGACUUGAAGAGGCUUCAACUAAGUGCUAGAGAUGGUCCAUCCGAUCCAUACAAUUUGGCUAAAUGGCGCAUUCUGAACCGUUUGCAUGAUAGAAAUGAGACAAUGUAUUAUAAGGUUCUUAUUGACAAUAUUGAGGAAUAUGCGCCUAUAGUCUACACGCCUACUGUUGGUCUUGUAUGUCAGAAGUACAGUGGCUUAUUCAGGAGACCUAGGGGGAUGUAUUUUAGUGCAGCAGAUCGUGGAGAAAUGAUGUCAAUGGUUUACAACUGGCCAGCAGAUCAGGUUGAUAUGAUUGUUGUAACCGAUGGAAGCAGAAUAUUGGGUCUUGGAGAUCUCGGAGUUCAGGGAAUUGGAAUUGCAAUUGGGAAAUUGGAUCUUUAUGUUGCUGCUGCAGGGAUAAACCCACAAAGGGUACUCCCUGUCAUGAUUGACGUGGGAACAAACAAUGAGCAGCUUUUGAAAGACCCUUUGUAUUUGGGAUUGCAAGAGCAUCGUCUUGAUGGGGAGGAGUAUCUUGCGGUUAUAGAUGAAUUCAUGGAAGCGGUUUUUACCCGUUGGCCUCAUGUGAUUGUCCAGUUUGAAGAUUUUCAAAGUAAGUGGGCAUUCAAAUUGUUGCAGCGUUAUAGGAACAACUACAGAAUGUUCAAUGAUGAUGUUCAGGGAACAGCAGGUGUUGCUCUUGCUGGUCUGUUAGGAGCUGUAAGAGCACAAGGAAGACCAAUGAUUGACUUCCCAAAGAUGAAGACUGUAGUUGCUGGUGCUGGGAGUGCCGGAAUAGGCGUUCUCAAUGCUGCAAGGAAAACAAUGGCGAGAAUGCUUGGGGACACCGAUAUUGCUUUUGAAAGUGCGAGGAGUCAAUUUUGGGUAGUUGAUGCCAAUGGACUUAUAACCGAAGCACGUGAAAACAUUGAUCCAGAUGCUCGCCCAUUUGCUAGGAAGGUCAAAGAAACUGAACGGCAAGGGCUGACAGAAGGGGCACAUCUCGUAGAUGUGGUUCGGCAAAUCAAACCCGAUGUGCUUUUAGGAUUGUCUGCUGUAGGAGGUUUGUUUUCCAAAGAGGUAUUAGAAGCUCUGAAAGGUUCAACUUCCACAAGACCAGCAAUUUUUCCAAUGUCUAACCCCACAAAAAAUGCUGAGUGCACUCCAGAGGAAGCAUUUUCCAUGGUUGGUGACCACAUCAUAUUUGGAAGUGGAAGUCCAUUUAACAAUGUUGAUUUAGGAAAUGGUCACAUUGGCCACUGCAACCAAGCAAAUAACAUGUUUCUUUUCCCUGGGAUUGGGCUUGGAACACUUCUGUCGGGAUCUAAAAUUGUCUCAGAUGGGAUGCUACAAGCAGCAGCUGAAUGCCUAGCCGCGUACAUGACCGAGGAAGAAGUACUCCAAGGCAUAAUAUAUCCAUCAAUAUCCAGAAUACGCGAUAUAACAAAGGAAGUAGCUGCAGCAGUCAUUACAGAAGCCAUAGAAGAGGAUCUUGCAGAAGGAUACCGCGAGAUGGAUGCCCGCGAAUUGCACAAACUCAAUCAGGAUGAAAUUAGAACUUAUGUACUGAACAACAUGUGGAGUCCUGAAUAUCCAACCCUUGUUUACAAGAAGGAUUGA
Striga hermonthica is the source of this 1893-nucleotide messenger RNA. The record is from the annotation of a GenBank genome assembly. Lineage: Eukaryota; Viridiplantae; Streptophyta; Magnoliopsida; Lamiales; Orobanchaceae.